Dermacentor andersoni is the source of this 739-nucleotide messenger RNA. RefSeq names its product tigger transposable element-derived protein 6-like. NCBI's taxonomy places the organism in Eukaryota, Metazoa, Arthropoda, Arachnida, Ixodida, Ixodidae. The record is from RefSeq and is a predicted model, not a curated record.
UUGCUACUCAAGCUGCGGAUGGGCCAAGAGCUAAAGAUAGACCUUUUGGGUGCCAUUCAAAUGCUGAAGGCCUCGUGGGACAACGUCAAGCAGUCGACAAUAGUUCACUGCUUUCGGCAUGCGGGUUUCGUGAGCCGCAUUGAAGAAGCUUCCGAGGAAGCAACCCAAGAUUUGACGUUGGAUGGCACAGAGGAAGAAUGCCAGCUCGAAGAAACCUGGAGCCAGUUGGAGUGCUUUGUCGGUGCUGAGCCACACAGCAUGUGCGUUGAGGACUUCAUUGGCGGUGACGACAGCACCGGAACAGUGGCAGAGUUGACAGACGUGGAGAUCGCGGCAGAAAUGACUGCUGAGCGGCCAAACGAAGACGCUGCCGAGGCUGAUCCAGCAAGUGCUGAUGUUACCCCGCUCCCGACUGCAACUGAGGCUGUAGCUGCGUUGGCCGUUGUACGCCGCUACUGCGGCGCAAUAGAAGGCACUGGACUGUCUCUUGUGGACCGUUUGGACUAUGUAGAGGACGCCGUGGUCAAGCACGCGGUUGCCAAUAUGAAGCAGGCUACGCUGCUUCAGUACUUUCAGCGAACGAAAUAAAUACUUUGUUUGAAGCUUCAUGUGAGUAACUAUUGCGCCACGAUUGGUUCAUUGAUUGAUUUGUGCUAGUUUUUGACGCGUUUUCUACGUGAUUUUAUAUAUCGAAUUCUGGCUAUAUCGAACUAUUUUGCGAUCACCGCGGGGUUCGAUA